UUGUCUUUUUUUCCCACCAAAAUGGAGUUAGGCAAGAAUAACAAAAACAGUAAAGAUAGCGAAGUACCCUUACUACCGGUCAGAAGAAAACCGCCGUGGAUGGAGAAAAGACCCUCAUUUACCCUCAAAGUGAAACCUCAAGGGAGUGGAGCAGAUCUGAAACAGGAUGAGUUGGGUGAAGCUGGAGGAUAUAGCCCAACUAAAAGUUAUGGCAGAGCCCAGAAUAUGGACCAGAGUGGAAUGGCAGUUAAGAUCCCCCGGCCCCCCAAGACCCUCAAGCAUAGCAAUACACAACUCAACAGAAAGCAGAGGAAUCUUAACAAAGCUCUAUCUAUGUCUAUGAGGCUGGAGAAGGAGAGCGACUUGCCACAUUAUGAAGCGAUACUCAUUGAUGGUUUCCAGAGAGCAAAACUCUUAAAGAAUGUGCCUCCACUGCCGGAUUCCUGUCUGAAUAAUAUUCUGGCAAAAGUCCCCUCCCAUCUGAAGAGCCUAAACCCAGAGCUGGAGCUUCUGGUUAAAGACAUCAAGGAUGACUAUUUUGGGACUGCUGCAAAAUUAAUCUUGACAUAUACACCCAAAUAUCCAAGGGAAUGUGACAAGGACAAAGUUAGAGAUCUGCCUUCUCACAGACUUGAGUUAGAAAUAGUGCCAAAACCAUGGAACAAUUCAUUUGUCCAAGCCCGACAGAAGAUCAGUAAGAAGCUGCACAGUUUUAAUCCCUGUAUGCGUGAAGUGCUGUGCCUCUGGCAUAUCGCUUACAAAGAUCUUCGAUUAAUAGAUGUGGAGGAUUUCCACAAAAGAGACCAAUCCAUCGAGCUGUCUGAGUUUCAGCACAUUGUCACUCAACAUGUUGGUAAAGCUGAAAAUAUCCUCCUCGAAAGAUGGAUUCCUGAUGUGCAAAGCAUUUACUACAAGGGCUGCAUGCAUAAACUGGUGCCCACAUCUAGAAACUCAGCCAAACUGGAAUCUUUCUUCAACUCUGCAGCUGUGCUAAUGACCCAUCAGCUGCAGAAUCUGGCAAUAGACUCAUUGAGGGACUAUACUCAUCUCAUUACACAAGACCUGCAUUUAAACAGAACUGUGGGGUACCCAGCCUUUGUUCUGCAUCUGGUCUUAGAGGACAGUGAGAUCAAGUUUGAGCCAGAUUUUAAAAUGUAUGAGGAGGCCUUUCUUCAUGUCUAUGACUUAAUGCUCAGCGCCAUCAGCACAAUACAUCGUGUGGAAACCAAACUCUACCCUGAGUGGCCAGGCUCAGAGUUUGGAAACAUCUUGAAACCCAUCAUCCUUCCAGAGAUUGUUCAGGCCCAGCAGGAGGAGGUGCAAAGGGUGCUCUGGGCUGAGUGUGUCAGGCCCAAAGAGUAUGUCCACGAAUUUGAUAAAUAUGCCACACUGGUAUCCAGGCAGGCAGAGAAAGAUUUGGAGCAGUUCCUUAGUGAACAGCACUCUUUCCAAGAUAUCAUGGCCGAGAUGAUGCACUACCAGAAGCUUGCUGAACAGAUUCAGUGCACAACAUGCAAAGUUGUACAGCUUGGAAUGUUUGAGGUUCAUUCCCAUAAGCUCAUCCAUUCUCUUGUGAAGCGUGCUCAGGGGCUCCAGCAAAAACUGGCAGCACGGAUGCUACAGGACCAUCAAGAAAUCAACAAGACACUUUGUAAUGAAUUUAAACAGAUUGCUGAGAAAGCGCUGAGCACACCGCCUGAUACUCAGAAACUUAUGGAGCUCAAGGCCUACGUUAAUACAGUGGUGGCCAAAGAGAUGCCUCUCCUGGAGCAAAGGCUGGCGGACUCCAACAAGCAGUUGUGUUUACUGAUGGACCUUGUCACCCUCUCAUCCCUGGACAUGGAGAUCAACUCACAGACAGUCCAGUGGUUUAAACGCAUGCCAUCAAUAUUUAAGGAACACCAACAGAUAACUGAAGAAAAGUCAGAGCUUUAUCAGACAAACCUAAAGUUGCACAGUGAGUGCUUUGUGGAGGAACUUGAGAGCUACAGUGUACAGUUGGAGGAGUUUCAUGAUUUUGGAGAGCUGUCAGAUCUCAGCACGUAUCUAAAGGAAGCGCAGGACCUCAAUGCCAAACUAGAGCUAGCCAUGGAAAAGAUUAAUAAUUUCAAUCUUGAAGAGGAGGCCUACGGCUGGCCUGUGUCCCAGUAUCCACAGCGUAAAAAGAUCCAGGACAGGUUGACUCCAUUCCUGCGCCUCUAUGAAACAGCCAGCAAUUUCCUAAAUCAACAUGAGCAGUGGCUCUAUGGACCACUCUCCGGUGUGAACCCAGACAAGGUGGAAGGUGAUGUUGGCAACUUUUGGCACACUUUGUACAAGCUGGAGAAAGGCUUUAGUCAGAUACCUAAUGCGCUGGAGAUAGCCACCACUAUAAAGGUUAAGGUAGAAGAUUUCAAGCAGCAUAUUCCCAUGGUGCAGGUACUGUGCAACCCAGGCUUGCGUACACGCCACUGGGAUGCCAUGUCAGAGUUGGCAGGCGUUUCCCUACACCCAGUUGAUGACCAGACAUGUGUGUCUCACUUCCUUUCCUUGCAUCUGGAAGAGCACCUGAGCAGCUUUGAAACCAUCAGUGAGGCUGCUAGCAAGGAGUACUCACUGGAAAAGGCCAUGGAGAAAAUGGCCAGUGAGUGGCAUGACAUGGAGUUCAGCCUCCUGGCCUAUCGAGAAACGGGCACCUACAUCCUGUCGUCUCUGGAUGAAGUGCAGAUGCUGUUGGAUGAUCACAUUGUGAAGGCACAAACCAUGCGGGGCUCACCCUUCAUUAAGCCUUUUGAGGAGGAAAUACGGGAAUGGGAGGACAAACUGCUUCUUCUCCAGGAAAUUCUGGAUGAAUGGUUAAAGGUGCAGUCUACUUGGCUUUACCUGGAGCCCAUAUUUAGCUCCCCAGACAUCGUGACUCAGAUGCCAGAGGAGGGACGUCGUUUCACAUCUGUUGACAAAACAUGGAGAGACACCAUGAAACGAGUUUCCCUGGACAAGCAUGUUAUGGCAGUGACAACUAUCGACAAGAUGCUGGAGAAGCUGAAAAAGUCCAAUGAGCUUUUGGAAAUGAUCCUCAAAGGUCUUAACAACUACUUGGAGAAGAAACGUCUCUAUUUUUCUCGCUUCUUUUUCCUGUCUAAUGAAGAACUGCUGGAAAUUCUUUCUGAGACUAAAGACCCCACAAGGGUGCAGUCUCAUCUGAAGAAGUGCUUUGAAGGCAUUGCAAGUGUGGUGUUCACUGAUGCACUUGAUAUUACCCACAUCAAGAGCAGUGAGGGUGAAACUGUGCAGCUACAGGACAUCAUUUCCACCUCCAAAGCCAGGGGCCAGGUGGAGAUAUGGCUUCGUGAGCUUGAGAGUGGCAUGACCGUCUCCCUGCAUAAGGUAACAUGGGACGCAAUCAAUGCAUACCCCAGUGAGUUGAGGGUCAACUGGGUGCGUGCCUGGCCAGGUCAGACUGUGCUGUGUGUUUCACAAAUCUAUUGGACAAAGGAAAUCCAUGAAGGUAUCAGUUCAGGACAGAAGGCUCUACAAGCUUACCUGGAGCAGAACAACAGGCAGAUCGAUGACAUUGUGGGGCUUGUGCGUGGAAAGCUGUCCAAGCAGAACCGGGUGACACUUGAAGCUCUUGUCGUGCUCGACGUCCACGCCAGGGAUGUUUUAGCCACACUGGUUCAAAAGGGAAUAAGCGAUGAAAAUGACUUCGAGUGGCUCAGCCAGCUGCGCUACUACUGGGUGGAGAACCACCUUCAGACCAAGAUGAUCAAUGCUAGUUUACCUUAUGGCUAUGAAUACCUGGGAAACACAGCACGCCUGGUCAUUACCCCACUCACUGACCGCUGUUACCGCACUUUGUUUGGAGCCCUCCACCUCCAUUUGGGAGGCGCACCUGAGGGCCCAGCUGGUACGGGAAAAACGGAGACGACCAAAGACUUGGCUAAAGCUGUGGCCAAGCAGUGUGUGGUUUUUAACUGCUCAAAUGGACUGGACUACAUAGCUUUAGGCAAAUUCUUCAAAGGCCUUCUGUCUUGUGGAGCUUGGGCCUGCUUUGAUGAGUUUAACCGCAUUGACUUGGAGGUGCUGUCUGUCGUGGCUCAACAGAUUCUCACCAUACAGAGAGGAAUCGCUGUCAAUACCAAAAUGCUGAUGUUUGAGGGGACAGAGCUAAAACUGGACCCCACAUGUGCUGUAUUCAUCACAAUGAAUCCUGGCUAUGCUGGACGCUCAGAGCUACCAGACAAUCUUAAGGCUCUGUUCAGGACGGUUGCGAUGAUGGUGCCAGAUUAUGCCAUGAUCGCAGAGAUUGUGCUCUACUCGUGCGGCUUUGUGACAGCGAGGCCUCUGUCAGUAAAAAUUGUGGUCACUUAUCGACUCUGCUCAGAGCAGCUGUCCUCGCAGCAUCACUACGACUACGGGAUGAGAGCCGUCAAGUCUGUGCUGACCGCUGCUGGAAAUCUCAAGCUGGCUUUUCCAGAUGAAAAUGAAGACACCCUGUUACUGAGAUCCAUUAUUGAUGUCAAUCUGCCCAAGUUCCUGUCCCAGGAUCUGCAGUUAUUUGAGGGUAUCACCUCUGACCUCUUCCCAGGGGUUAAACUUCCAGAACGAGACUAUCACAUUCUCCUGCAGGCCAUUAAGGAAAACUGCAAACACAUGAACCUUCAAGUCACAGAAUUUUUUGUACAGAAAGUCUUGCAAAUCUUUGAGAUGAUGUUAGUAAGACACGGUUUCAUGCUAGUGGGUGAACCAUUUGGAGGAAAAACCAGUGCCUACCGUGUGCUUGCUGCAGCUCUUCAUGAUGUCUAUAAAAAGGGUUUGAUGGAUGAGAACCCGGUACAGAUCACAGUAAUCAACCCAAAAUCCAUUACCAUGGGCCAGCUGUAUGGUCAGUUUGACCCUGUAUCUCAUGAGUGGUCUGAUGGCAUCCUUGCUGUGAGCUAUAAGAGGUUCGCUGCCUCCCAGAGUCCUGACAGGAAAUGGCUGAUCUUUGAUGGCCCGGUGGAUGCUGUGUGGAUUGAGAACAUGAACACAGUUCUCGAUGACAACAAGAAGUUGUGCCUGAUGAGUGGUGAGAUAGUUCAGAUGUCACCACAAAUGAGCCUCAUCUUUGAGCCCAUGGACCUGGAGGUGGCGUCACCUGCAACAGUAUCUCGCUGUGGUAUGAUUUACAUGGAGCCUCAUAUGCUUGGCUGGCGGCCUCUUAUGCUGUCUUGGCUCAGUACCGUCCCAACUGCCGUCAGUGCCACCCACAAAGACCUUAUCACCGCCUUCUUUGACCGCAUACUGCCUCCAUGCCUCCAGCUCAUUCGAAAGGCAACCACGGAGCUGUCCCCGACCUCAGACACCAAUCUAGUGAAGUCCCUGAUGAAUCUGAUGGACUGCAUGAUGGAUGAAUUUCAUGAUGAAGCAAAAAUUAAGAGCAUGAGUGAAACACAUGUUUGUUCCUGGUUGGAGGGCAUUUUCGUGUUCUGCUUGGUGUGGUCAGUGGGGGCCAGCUGUGAUGAUUCAGGUCGGGUCAAGUUUGAUGCACUGGUUAGAGAGCUACUGAAUGGCCCCUUAAGCGAGGAAACCUUGACCUGUCAUGGCAUUCAAGCUGCUGUUGAGGCUCCGCCUAAGCAGCUGACAAUCCCCUUACCCACUGAGGGAACAUUAUACCAGUAUCACUUCAUUAAAGAGGGCCCAGGAAGGUGGGAGCUUUGGACAGAUGAGCUAAAGACUGUUUCCCCCAUAUGCAAGGACAUGCAGUUCAAUCAGAUCAUUGUUCCCACUGAGAAUACUGUGCGCUACAUGGCACUAAUGGAGCUGCUCAUCACUCACCAGAAGCCAACUAUUUUCAUUGGUCCCACUGGUACUGGGAAGAGUGUCUACAUUACAGACUUCCUACUGAACAAGGUGGAGAAGAAUGUGUACAGCCCAUUAUUUAUCAACUUUUCAGCCCAGACUACAGCCGCCCAGACCCAAAACAUUAUCAUGUCAAAGUUAGAUAAACGACACAAAGAAGUAUUUGGGCCUCCUGUGGGGAAAAAAAUGGUGGUAUUUGUAGAUGAUGUUAACAUGCCAGCCAGGGAGGUUUAUGGUGCCCAACCCCCUGUGGAGCUUCUGCGUCAGUGGCUUGACCACUGGAACUGGUAUGACAUGAAGAACUGCUCAGUGAUUAACCUAGUGGAUAUCCAGAUCAUAUGCGCUAUGGGGCCACCUGGUGGAGGGCGUAACCCUGUCACACCUCGGUACCUGCGCCACUUCAACAUGGUCACUAUUAAUGAUUUUGAUGAGAAGACCAUGCAUGCAAUCUUCUCCAGGAUCAUAGAUUGGCAUUUCACCAUCCGGUUUUCUUUCCCCAAGCCAUUUGCUGCUCUGAACUCUCAGAUUGUUAGUAGCACCAUGUCAGUGUACCAGGAGGCCACUAAAAACCUUCUACCAACCCCUGCAAAGUCCCAUUACUUGUUCAAUCUGCGUGAUGUCUCCCGGGUCAUCCAGGGCAUCUGCCUGUCCCGACCAGAGACUGUAGAUGAACCAUCUGUCAUCAAACGCCUUUGGGUCCAUGAGGUCCUGAGAGUAUACUAUGAUCGUCUGGUCCAUGACGCUGAUCGGUCCUGGCUAGUGAGCUGUUUAAAGGACGUGUGUCAGAAUGACAUGAAAGAAAACUUCCAUAAACUUUUCGAACAUUUGGACGCAGACCAUGAUGGGAACGUGACAGAAGAUGACCUGCGCAGCCUCAUGUUCUGUGAUUUCCAUGACCCCAAGGGUGAAGACCGUGACUACCGUGAAAUCAACAACCUUGACCAUCUACAUCACGUGGUGGAGAUGCACCUUGAAGAGUUCAAUAACACCUCUAAGGUGCCCAUGAACCUGGUGCUGUUCCGUUUUGCAAUUGAGCAUGUUUGCCGCAUUUCCCGCAUCCUCAAGCAGCCAAGUGGACAUGCCCUGUUGGUGGGGAUGGGCGGGAGUGGGCGACAGUCUCUUACCCGCUUGGCCUCCUACAUGGCAGAGGCAGAGCUCUUCCAGGUGGAAAUCUCAAAGACUUAUGGAACCACUGACUGGCAUGAUGACCUGAAGUUAAUCUUGAGGAAGUCCACACUGGGUGAAACUCUCGGCGUGUUCCUCUUCACUGACACACAAAUAAAAAAGGAAUCAUUCUUGGAAGACAUUGGUAACCUGCUGAACACUGGUGAGGUGCCUAACCUGUUUACAGUUGAAGAGAAGCAGGAAAUCUGUGAGAAGAUGCGUGUUCUGGACCGGCAGCGUGAUCGAGACAAACAGACAGACGGCAGCAACUUGUCUCUUUUUAACAUGUUUUUAGAACGUUGUCGUACACAGCUGCAUGUGGUGUUGGCCAUGAGUCCCGUCGGAGAUGCCUUUAGGAACCGCUUGAGACAGUUCCCUGCCCUCAUUAAUUGCUGCACCAUUAACUGGUUUCAGAGCUGGCCCGAGGAUGCCCUGCAAGCAGUGGCCUGCCGCUUCCUGGAGGAUGUUGAGAUGACAGAUCGUGACCGAGAAGGCUGCAUAAACAUGUGCAAAAGCUUCCACACCACAACCAUUGAGCUGUCAGCUCGUUUUUUGGCUGAAUUGCAGCGCCACAACUAUGUUACCCCAACCUCAUACCUAGAGCUUAUUUCCACCUUUAAAGCAUUGCUGAAGACAAAAAGAGAGGAGCUAAUGAAGCUAAAAUGUCGUUAUGAAGUUGGUCUUGAAAAGCUGGAGUCAGCAGCAAAGGAGGUAACUACUAUGCAAGCUGAACUGGAGGCUUUACAGCCACAGCUGCUUGUGGCCAGCAAACAAAUAGAUGUGACACUGGUGGCCAUUGAAAAGGAAUCUCGGGAUGUAGCUGACAUAGAGAAGGUGGUGAAGAUGGAUGAGGCUGUCGCAAACGAACAAGCCAUGGCUGCAAAAGCCAUCAAGGAUGAAUGUGAUGCUGACCUGGCUGAAGCCACACCCAUCCUGAAUGCAGCUCUGGCUGCGUUAAAUACUCUUACCACUCAGGAUAUCACAGUGGUAAAGUCCAUGAAAAGCCCACCCACAGCUGUCAAGCUAGUUAUGGAGGCGAUCUGCAUUCUCAAAGGUGUCAAACCGGAUCGUGUGCCGGACCCCUCUGGCUCUGGCAAAAAAGUGGAGGACUUUUGGGGCCCAGCCAAAAAGCUUCUGGGAGACUUAAGGUUUCUCCAGAGCCUCCAUGAGUAUGAUAAGGACAACAUCCCACCAAACCUCAUCGCCAUCAUCCGCAAUAAGUACAUCACAAACCCAGACUUUGUACCGGAGAAGAUAAGAACUGCAUCUAAUGCUGCAGAGGGGCUGUGUAAAUGGGUCUGUGCCAUGGACAAGUAUGAAAAAGUGGCCAAGGUGGUGGCUCCAAAGAAGAAGAAGCUUGAACAGGCUGAGGAAGAGCUAAAGGUGGCCACAAAGGCCUUGCAGAAAAAGCAGGCUGCCCUCAAAGAAGUCCAAGAUAAAUUUGCAAAGCUUCAGGAGACUUUGGAAGCAAAUAAAAACAAAAAAGCUGAUUUGGAGAAUCAGGUUGAUCUGUGCAGUAAGAAACUAAAGAGAGCUGAGCAGCUGAUUGGAGGCUUGGGAGGUGAGAAGACUCGCUGGAGUGAAACGGCCUUAAAUCUUGGACAACUCUACAAUAAUCUGACUGGUGACAUCCUCAUCUCAGCAGGAAUAGUGGCUUACCUGGGAGCUUUUACUUCCAGCUACAGACAAAUUCAGACAGAAAGGUGGAUGGAUCUUUGCAAAAGAGAAGAGAUCCCAUGCUCCACUAACAGGUCUCUCAUGAGCUCACUGGGUGAUCCUAUAAAGAUUCGUGCAUGGACCAUAGCUGGCCUGCCAUCUGAUAGCUUUUCUAGAGACAAUGGCGUCAUAAUUUCAAAUGCCAGGCGAUGGCCUCUUAUGAUCGAUCCUCAAGGCCAGGCCAACAAGUGGGUAAAAAACAUGGAAAAAGCCAAUAACCUACAUAUAAUCAAGCUGAGCGAUGCUGACUUUGUGCGCACUCUGGAGAAUUGCAUUCAGUUUGGUACUCCAGUGCUGCUGGAGAAUGUAGGUGAGGAGCUAGACCCAGUCCUGGAGCCUCUGCUGCUCAAACAAACCUUUAAACAGGGUGGUGCAAUGUGUAUCCGCCUGGGAGACUCAACUAUUGAAUAUGCUCCAGAGUUCCGCUUCUAUAUCACUACAAAGCUUCGGAACCCCCACUACCUGCCUGAGACAUCAGUCAAGGUGACCUUGGUAAACUUCAUGAUCACCCCACAAGGCAUCCAGGAUCAGCUGCUGGGCAUUGUGGUGGCCCGGGAGAGGCCUGACCUGGAAGAAGAAAAGCAGGCUCUCAUUCUACAGGGAGCAGAAAACAAGAAACAGUUGAAGGAAAUUGAAGACAAAAUCUUAGAGGGGCUCUCCUCCUGUAAGGGCAACAUUCUGGAGGACGAGACGACCGUCAACACCCUCUCCUGUUCCAAAGUUCUCGCUAAUGAAAUUGCAGAGAAGCAGGCUGUGGCUGAAAAGACAGAGCAAAAGAUUGACAAGACUCGCAUGGGUUACACACCCAUUGCAGUGCAUUCCUCCAUCUUGUUCUUCUCUAUUGCUGACCUGGCUAACAUAGAGCCAAUGUACCAAUACUCCCUCACCUGGUUUAUUAACCUGUUCAUUAGCUCCAUUGAUGGAUCAGAAAAGAGAGAUGUCUUGGAAGAGAGACUCCAGAUCCUGCAAAACCAUUUUACCUACACACUAUAUGCCAAUGUGUGUCGCUCACUUUUUGAGAAGGAUAAGCUGCUCUUUUCCUUCUGCCUCAGUGUCAGUCUGCUCAUGCACAACAAGCUGGUGGAUGAGGGAGAGUGGCGCUUCCUUCUAACAGGAGGUGUCGGCUUGGACAACCCCCACUCUAACCCUUGCACCUGGCUCCCCAAGAAGUCUUGGGAUGAGAUAUGCCGCUUGGAUGAGAUGAAAAGUUUCAAAAAUUUCCGUCAUGAUAUGACCCAACUCAGAAAUGAGUGGAAGCAGGUCUAUGACAGCCCAAACCCUCAUCAGACUCCAUUCCCUGGUGGGUGGCAGGAGAAGCUGAGCCAGUUUCAGAAGAUGCUAGUGGUUCGUUGUCUCAGAUCAGACAAGAUUAUUCCCAUGGUGCAGCAGUUUGUUUCAGACACGUUGGGUCGUCGCUUCAUUGAAGCGCCACCAUUUAACCUGAGCGAGGUGUUUGUUGAUAGCCACUGCUGUGCUCCCCUUAUCUUCAUCCUCUCCACUGGCUCAGAUCCCAUGGCUGCUCUGCUCAAGUUUGGAGAUGAAAAGGGUUUUACAGGUAACAAGCUGACCUCCCUUUCUCUUGGCCAAGGCCAAGGUCCUAUUGCUAUGCAAAUGAUAAAAACAGGCAUUACAGAGGGCACAUGGAUCGUUCUGCAGAACUGCCACUUGGCCACUUCAUGGAUGCCGACACUGGAGAAAGUUUGUGAGGAGCUGAACCCAGAUACCACCCACCCAGACUUCAGACUUUGGCUGACUAGCUAUCCAUCUCCCACAUUCCCUGUGGCAGUGCUUCAGAAUGGGGUGAAGAUGACCAACGAAGCUCCAAAGGGUCUCCGCUCCAACAUCGCACGCUCCUUCUUAAUGGACCCCAUUUCUGACCCAGAGUUUUUUGACAGCUCUAGCAAGCCGGUUGUGUUUAAGAAACUGUUGUACGGCCUGUGUUUCUUCCACGCCCUGACCCAGGAGAGGAGAAAGUUUGGACCUUUAGGCUGGAACAUUCCUUAUGAAUUCAAUGAGACCGACCUCCGGAUUUCUGUUCAGCAGCUACACAUGUUCUUGGAGCAGUACCAGGAAGUUCCAUUUGAUGCCCUGCGCUACAUGACUGGAGAGUGCAACUAUGGAGGGCGUGUGACAGAUGAUUGGGACAGACGUACCCUUUGCACCAUCCUCUCAAUAUUUUAUACCUCAAAAAUCAUUGAGGUCUCUGACUACAAGUUUGAUCCAAGUGGGCUUUACUACGCCCCAGCUGAGGGAUCGUACGACAGCUACUUGGAAUUUACAAAGUCGCUUCCUCUCAACCCAUCACCAGAGAUUUUUGGCAUGAACGCAAAUGCAGAUAUCACCAAGGAUCAAGCGGAAACGCAGCUCUUGUUUGACAGCAUCUUGCUCACACAGUCCCGCUCCUCAGGCGGAGAUGCAAGAUCCUCUGAUGACAUGGUCUUUGAUGUGGCAGCUGACAUCCUGAGUAAGCUGCCUGCAGACUUUAAUUUAGAGGCAGUGAUGAGGCGCUUUCCCACCAGCUACAAUCAGAGCAUGAACACGGUGCUGGUGCAGGAGAUGGGUCGCUUCAACAACUUGCUCUGCACCAUCCGAGACUCCUGCGUCAACAUUCAGAAAGCCAUAAAGGGCCUGGUAGUGAUGUCUGCAGAGUUGGAGGAGGUGGUCAGCAGCAUCUUGACUGGCCGCAUCCCAGGCAUGUGGAUGAAGAAGUCCUACACCAGUCUCAAACCACUGGGAAGCUACAUCAACGACUUCCUUGAAAGACUUCAGUUUUUACAGGGCUGGUAUGAGGAUGGCACGCCGGCUGUUUUCUGGAUAUCUGGAUUCUUCUUCACCCAGGCCUUCCUCACAGGCAGCCAGCAGAACUAUGCCAGGAAAUACACCAUCCCCAUCGACCAGCUGGGCUUUGACUUUGAGGUGCUGGAUGACAGACAAUACAAACGGCCACCAGACGACGGGGUCUACAUCAGAGGUCUGUUCCUCGAUGGGGCUCGCUGGAACAGAAAGACCAAACUUCUUGCAGAGUCCUACCCCAAAGUGCUGCACGAUCCAAUGCCUGUGAUGUGGCUGAGGCCAAUGAAGCGACAGGAUAUUCCUCAGAGAAUGUGCUACGUGGCACCUGUCUACAAGACGAGCGAGCGUCGAGGCACCCUCUCCACCACUGGACACUCCACCAAUUAUGUCAUCGCCAUGACACUCAACUCCGACAUCUCAGCUGAGCACUGGAUCAGACGAGGAGUUGCUCUGCUCUGCCAGCUCAGCUCUUAGUUCCUGCUUGGUUUGAAGCUCCAAUAUGCUAUUAAAAAGAAUGCAAAGUGCACACACACAUGCAGACUUCUCUGGUCUUUCCGUGCAGAAUUCUAAACACUGACAAGAAUGCAACACAGGUAGAUGAUACAAAUAACUUCAUGAUACACUGUCAGCAAACUGCAGCAUGACGGUUAUAACACAGCAACCCUGCUGUGCUUCCUGUAUUUUGUUUGUAGAUGGAAGCUUCUUUCAAAGAGGUUUAGCUUGAUCUAUGGCUGGGCGAUUAAUCCAUAAAAUCAAUAAAUCGAAUUUUCCAUUUCUGAUGAUUAUUUAUAUUAAAAUCUGUGUUUUUUUCCUUAGUAUUAAGUCAUUGGAAAUGAAUGCACAUAAUUUCAGAGUUUGCAUCCGUAAAUCCAGCUUGUCAUCCUUUAAAAAACAUUUU
Molecule: messenger RNA, 12391 nt
Organism: Melanotaenia boesemani (Boeseman's rainbowfish)
Lineage: Eukaryota; Metazoa; Chordata; Actinopteri; Atheriniformes; Melanotaeniidae
Gene: dnah7
Product: dynein, axonemal, heavy chain 7
Exons: 66
Coding region: 22-11967 (3981 amino acids)
Biological process (GO): microtubule-based movement
Cellular component (GO): dynein complex
Molecular function (GO): dynein light intermediate chain binding; minus-end-directed microtubule motor activity; dynein intermediate chain binding
Source: RefSeq, a predicted model, not a curated record